AUGCUGCUUGCCUGCGUUACUGGUUCCUGCGCUUCUGAACCCGCGGUAUUUCCUGCCUUUCUUGAGAAAAAGUGCCAUGUCUCUGCCUAGAUCUUUUCUGUGACCUCCUCGACUCUUGUUUACUUGUUCGGCGCUUUCCACGCUUCCGGCCGCAUGGUGAUUGACUUCUUUCCAUGGCCGCCUGUCAUUUCGAUACGCAGCGCAGUCAAUGAGAUUGCUUUCUUUUUGUUUAACUCGAAGCUCUAUUUUUGUUUUUAUUGUUUUUUUCCGAGAGUAGCCCAGACCACCUAGACUUGAUUUUGUGACUUCUCUGUUCCUCCCCCUCCCCUCUCCCUCGCUCUCUCCUUUGGUAUUUUGAAGGCCUUAUGUGCAUAUCUACAAUGCUAGAGACAGAAAUCAAAAAAUCACUGUAGUUUUCUCGAUGGUCUUCAACGUGUCUGUUGCCGUAACCGUGAUGGGGUUCCACUCGGAACACAAGUGCCGGUCUUGCAACUGUUUCUCCUAUCCAUAAGCCAUUACAACGGACGUUGGCGACCUAUGAUAUUUCUUCCGUCGCAAUCGUUGGUGUCCACAUUCACCAAAUUGUGAUUUGAAAAGUCAAGUUGGCAAACACGCGUUUUCGGUAAUUCUUCGUCAGGCCAAUACAAUUACAUGAAGGAAUGAAAAUGUACAAAAUCAACAGUGUUUAUAGAUGUCUCGAGGGCUAUUAAGCCAUUAACACUCAUCAUCCCCACGCCGCCCGCAUGACAAGGUCGGCGGGUGUUAGUCCUCAUAGCUAGGGCAGGGGGGAUAAGAGAGUAUUUGAGUGAUGUUCUUGGAUUGAGUACACGGAGUAGCCACGAAUGAAUGAAACGUUUCGAUGGUGGACGUUUAGGCGUGAUGCAUGGUGUCCUAGGGGAUUUUUAUCAACUCCAAACCCCGUGCAUAUGGUGGAGCGAUUUUUGGUGGUAUUUUUCGUCGGGUACAGCCUGAUCACUGCGCUUUGGGUGUUCUAUCUGGCGACCUGGUAGGUGGGAUAUGUCCAGAAACGGGCCUAUGGCAGACGGUUAACCGUGUGCCCUAGCGAUCGGGGCUGGUGUGCGUAUUCGGAUUUCAAAGCCACCGCAUGGAACGCCCGCUGCUUACCGCCUCAUGGUAGAGCCUUAGGCGCCGCAGCGGUAGGCCGACAGACUCGGUGCCGGGUCGGGUCUUUUGGUGCUAGGUUUGCGUAUCUUAGGAUGAUGGCGUUUAUUUGACCGUGGCGACGCUAUUGCCCCAGCCAUUUGCUCUGAGAAUGCGUCGAUGAUAUUGUACUUCAGUAACUUUGUUUUUCUGUUCACUGUAGUGCGUAUUAACGCGACUGUCGCAUGGAGGGAAAAGUGUACUAGGAAACUGUAAUUAUAACAUCCUAAUGGGGUUCGUCUGUAUUCGGUGCAAUGAACUUCGAAUGGAAAAUUCUGGACGAGAUGAUCGAUUUCUCACAUACAUGGACCAGAUGAACUCGAGGGGACAGCACACAGUGCUAAAAACUUCAGGAUGCUUGUUACACGCCGCUGUAGUGAAUCGACUGCCACCACAUUCGAGAACACACUACUGGCAUUGGGACGAAAGAAAAAUGCUAACAGAGAUGCAGAUUUAUCGGUAAAGUUCAUGGCACUGCGAACCGCACAAGCCCAGGAAACUGAGCAAACGUUAGUACAUUACCUCUCGUCAAAACCACUUACUGUGACCCAAAGAAAAGUUCUACAACGUGGAUCUGGUUUUAACACAACUGACGCCGACCCGGUUAUCUUCAUUGCUUCUUUGGAAUAGGUGCGUCGUCAAACCGGCGCCAAAGACGAGGCAAAGGACUUCCUUCGACAUCAAGUCUCCUCACUUCUCAUGUCGCACCGGAAAACCCACUCCCUGAUAAGAGAUGAACGAAAGGCCCCAAGGGAGCUGAAAGCGGACACCGAAAUAGUUAUUCUGCCUGCUGACAAAGGCCGAUCAACCGUUAUCCUGGACAAGGUAGACUACCGACACAAAGCCCUCAUGCUCGUCAACGAUCGGGAGUCCUACAAAGUCAGCAACGCCACCAGUCCAAAGUCCCUAGUGGCAAAUUUUAACAGAAUUCUGGCGCGACUAAAGAAGGAUAUGGUCAUGACAGUUGAAGACUGGUAUAUGGCAAAGUCUGCAGAAACCGCUAUGGCGAGAUUCUACGGUCUCCCAAAAGUAUACAAGUCAGGUGUUCCCCGCCGUCCAAUCGUCUCACCCCGAGGCACACCCGCAUAG
Messenger RNA from Spirometra erinaceieuropaei, 2250 nucleotides. Lineage: Eukaryota; Metazoa; Platyhelminthes; Cestoda; Diphyllobothriidea; Diphyllobothriidae. The record is from the annotation of a GenBank genome assembly.